AUGGCAGGAGAUAAAAAAGUAUUCACGCUUGUUGAUUCAGAGAGUGAGCAGGAAGCAGGGGAGAUUGUGACUACUGCAAUACCAUUCUACAAGUCACACAAGAGCAGCUGUCUGAGUGGAGGGAGACUGGUGGGAGAGAACAGAUCACCAACCAUUCUGAACUAUCCAGCAGGAAACAGCAGGUUCAAGAAGGAGCUGAAGAAGGAGUAUCAGACAGUGAAGCAGGGCGACAGGGUGGCAGAGGAGAGCAGGGAGUUCUUCAUGACGAACAAGUUUCUGGAACAGGGCAGUUGCAAGGCGAGUUACGAAAUGGUGAAGAACGAGGAGUUGCCAGGGGUGGAGACAAAGAGAAGGCAGGGCCCAGGGGGAGCAGUGGCCGUGGAAUUCAUCAGGGAGACAGCAGCAAAGAGCAGCUACCAGGAAUUGGCCAAGGAGCUCAGGGAGACGCCAAAGAUCAACGAGAACAUCUUCAGCAAGGCUGGAUCACAGUAUUCGUUCAGAAACACCAUUUUGAUCACUGACAGAAUGAUUGAGACCUAUUCAAAGUGCAGCAGUGCGUGGGUGACGUACGAGAACCACGUGAGCAAGAACAGGGCAUGCAAAGUAUUCGGAAAGACGUUCUACAACCAGAUUGAAUUUGAUGAAUUCUACAGGGAGCUGAGUUACAGUCUGUGGCAGGCAGAAGAAGGACGAAGCUGUACAAUCAGAGAAUACUCGCUGAAAUAUAGAGAUGAUGAAUGCACCCUAUUGAUAUAUUCAUAUGGAUCAGGAGAUGGGCAUCUAUUUGGAAACGGGCUGGAUGUGGCAGCAAACAGAAUUCUGGUUGAGAAAGAAGGCGGAGUUGUUGAGCUGGAGCAUCCGAUGCGGCUGUUUCAGACGAACCUGUUCAACAACGUCCUUGAGGUCGAGCACAAGAAUGCAGUCAGAUACGCCCUGAAUGGCGGCAGAAUUCUGGCAGUGGGAAACAUAGGCGAAAUAGUCGAAUACAAGGAAGUCUCCUACGACCUGUUCACAAAAAGGUGA
Messenger RNA from Enterospora canceri, 1023 nucleotides. NCBI's taxonomy places the organism in Eukaryota, Fungi, Microsporidia, Enterocytozoonidae. The record is from the annotation of a GenBank genome assembly.